This is a messenger RNA of Parus major (Great Tit), 2755 nucleotides long. RefSeq names its product transmembrane protein 69 (gene TMEM69). The record is from RefSeq and is a predicted model, not a curated record. The transcript is spliced from 3 exons. NCBI's taxonomy places the organism in Eukaryota, Metazoa, Chordata, Aves, Passeriformes, Paridae. Bases 555 to 1298 code for a protein of 247 amino acids.
GGCGCGCCGCAGGGCCGGUUGGGAUUUGUAGUCCGCCUGUGAAAGGUUUGCUCGAUGAGGUGAUGCCGGAAGACAGAAAGCAGUGCUUUAUGCAGGCCGCACUGCUCCCCAGGAGAUGAGCAGUGUCGCCCGCGGGCAGGAGAGGAGCGUGUCGCUCCUCUGCCAGACCGACCGCGGCCCUCGGGCUGGGAGUGACCGGAGCUGCUGCCCCCGGUAUCGGCUCGGGGGGCCUUUCCCCCGGCGCGGCGGAACACGACGGGCCACCCCGGUUCUCGCCCGGACCGGUAGCGCUUAGUACCGGGCGCCGUCGGAACGCUUAUGGGGGCACCGGAAGGCGCUACAGCGUGUGGGUCCGGGGUAGCACCCAGUGAGUCCUGUCCGGUGGGCAGAGCGGCCCCUUCUCCCUCUGGAAUAUUCUCCGCUCCCUUCGCCCUCCCUCAGGGGAGUUUGGCUGUACGGAGCCGUCUGUAUCUCCCGGCGCAGCAGGACCGGGAACUGCGGAGUCAAAUCCAGGGCGAGCCGCCCACCUUCCCCCGGGCAUUGACAAAACAAAUAUGUUUCCUCUCAUAAAACGAUGCUGCUUCAACACACCUCUCAAUCUGCAGAAGUUAACUGGUCCCAGGCUGCUGCUCUACGGGAAGAAGACAACUUGGUCUUCCUUGGCACUCCGGCUGUGGAGAGAAACACAUCCUCUCUCAACAUCUCAGAGCCUCCAACCUGCAUCGGUUUACACAACCAAGCUCCAGGCUUUCCACACCUCUCUCCCCAUCUUCAAGAAGAAAACCCCUGCAGAAUCUGAGGCAGAAUCACAAAAGAAACUGGAAUCAUUGAAGGAUUCUCCCAGGCCAGCCCUUUACUUAAGCCUUGGGGGGCUCGUUCCCUUUGUGGCCGUGCCGCUGACCAUGGCCCUGCAGGGGACCUACUGGCCACAGCUGGCCUUUGCUCAGGUUGCCUAUGGAGCUGCAACAGUGUCAUUCCUAGGGGGAAUGAGGUGGGGGUUUACUCUCCCAGAAAACAGCCCAGCCAAGCCAGACUGGCUGAACCUGGCUAACAGCACAGUUCCUCCUCUGCUUGCCUGCCAAGCCUUGCUUUUCAAAGAUGUCACUCAGGGAGCAGUAAUGCUCAUGCUGGCCUUAGGGAUAGCACUGCAUUAUGACAUUUCCCUUCUUCCUACUUACCCCAGGUGGUUUAAAGUACUGAGGGUAGCGGGAACAGUGGUGAUGAUAUCAUCCCUGUUAGCCACUGUAGCACUGAAAGCUUUCUUAGAAGGGGAACAAAGUGAUGACAGAAAAAUAUAGUAGAACACAAAUUAAUAAAUCAGUAAGGAAAAGCUAUUAUUUGCCAAUAAAGUAUUUGUAUGGAGUUCCAGGAGAAAUAAAGACUGACUUGUGCUUAGAAGUUGUAUGAUGGCAGGGAUCAAGAUGUUUAUUCUUGAAGCAAAAUGAUUUUCCAACUGAUUUUGAAGCUAGUCCAGGAGGGAAAGGUUGUAAAUUGCAAUUACUUCCAAGGCAAAAAUGAAUCUGUCAUUAUCUGUAGAACAAGGAGUGACUCCUGAAUGAGAUGUUGCUGCUCUAGGAAUUUAGAAUGGAGAUUCAAAAUCACAUGGGUAUGAAUUGCUCUGUGCGGAAUUAUUAAAGCAUCUGGUUUGACUGUAAUGUGUGAUCAUGUUCUGAGGUGGGGAAAACAACAGUAACAAGGUGAAAGCAGUUCUAGUUUGGUGUUUAAAGAAGUAGCAGAGAAUUAUGAAAAAGCACAUUCUACUCAGUUGCUGUUGUGGAACAAGACUCCUAUUUCACUCCUAUUUUCAGAGAAGGUGCUGAAAAUCAUGGAAUGGUUUGGGUCAAAAGGGGCCUUAAAGAUCAUCUCGUUCCAAUCCCCUGCUGUAUACAGGGACACCUUCCACUAGAUCAGGUUGCUCAAAGCCCCAUCCAGCCUGGACACUUCCAGGUAUGCUGUGUGAGGGAGUGCUCAGUGCGGUGUCAGGUAAGGAAGGACCAGGUGAGCAUUGUUUGCAGUGGCAAGCCAAAGUCAGCACUCACCUGAAAUGUGUUAAUCAGCUGCUGUGCUGGAGUGGGGAAAAACUGAAGUGGGAGCUUUGUAUCCCUGCCAAGUUGUCACAGGAGAUGGAAGGUCAAAUUCCUGCUCAGGCUUACUGAAAUUAUAAAGGCUGUUUGGGCCACCUGUUCCUAGGUUUUGUUUGGAUUUAGGGCUGCCUGGCAAAAAAAGCUGCAUGCAACACAGCCAUAAAUAUCUGCCACACUCCUAAAUUAAAGGACUGUUAACUUAUGCUAUGACACAAGGACUCAAGUGCUGGCAUUAAGGGAUCAGAUAAUGGGACUUAAAGUAGCUUGUCUUCUUCUUCCUAAAAAUCCAUAUAUAUGGACAGAUACCAAUGGACUUGUAGCCUGCAAACCCUCCAUGAUGGGUCUAUUACUGAAACCACUGCAGAAGCAUAUGCUCUGUGUACUUAAUUCUUCCUAGCACAUCAUUUAGUGGAACUGUGGAAGAUACAACCUAAGUCACAUGGAUUUUCUUUUUUUGUGUCAGCUACCUCAAGAAACCUAGGAAAUGGAAUAUCAGCAUAUUUCUUGUAAGCUUUUUAUCAGAAGUACUUAAGUACAGUAUAAGAUGCAGGAAGAAAGCUGAAAAUGACAUCCACACUUGGUCUUAGGACCAGAUAAUUCUCAUAGUUCUGUUAAAGCAGUAUUCUUCAUUGUUGUUCUACACCAAAUAAAGCACAUGUUGUCCCUUAAAA